Molecule: messenger RNA, 396 nt
Organism: Geodia barretti
Lineage: Eukaryota; Metazoa; Porifera; Demospongiae; Tetractinellida; Geodiidae
Source: the annotation of a GenBank genome assembly
AUGGUAGCCACCGACCGCGUUUCCGCCAUCUUUGCCGACGCCCGCGCCGUUCACGCCGAUGCGCUGCGACUGCUGGAUGCCGGCGACAUCCGCGAUGCUGCGGAGAAGGCAUGGUGCGCCGCCAAGCGGGCCACCGACGCCCUCAUCCUGGCCCGCACGGACGAGGAGCCGCAAAUAUCCUCCGAUACGGCCAGAGGGCUGGUGAGGCUGGCUACGGAAGACCAGGUAUUCCGCGCUCUGCGCAGACGCUAUCAUUCCCGACAAAGCACGCUGCAUGGCGACUGCUUCUACUUGGGGCUCUGCGAGCCUGUUGACGAUACUGAACGCCGCAUCCGCCGGACCGCCGACUACAUCAACGAUGCCGAGCGAUUAGCUGGCUAUUCCAGCGCAACCUGA